This is a messenger RNA of Spea bombifrons (plains spadefoot toad), 2214 nucleotides long. Its product is annotated as 5-hydroxytryptamine receptor 7. Gene Ontology annotation, biological process: chemical synaptic transmission; vasoconstriction; adenylate cyclase-activating adrenergic receptor signaling pathway. Bases 354 to 1529 code for a protein of 391 amino acids. Gene Ontology annotation, molecular function: G protein-coupled serotonin receptor activity. Gene Ontology annotation, cellular component: plasma membrane. The record is from RefSeq and is a predicted model, not a curated record. Lineage: Eukaryota; Metazoa; Chordata; Amphibia; Anura; Pelobatidae. The transcript is spliced from 3 exons.
UCAGGCAGCAGCACAGGAGCUUCUCCAUGGGAGAGAAGAACCAGGGCUGGGAGCUGGUGUGAUGGACAGUAAGGAGAGCUCUGGACAACACGUGUAUGCAUGGCAUAUGAGAGCUUCUCUGGACCAGGAGAGAGGACCUCUGGACCAACACCUUCUCAGCCACCUGAGGACCUACCUGACAGUAACUCAGCUGGGCUAAGAUCCCUGGGGCAGUGAGGAGCCCAUGCAGGUGUGGAGAAGAUGACCAUGUCUGACCAAGUCAUUAGGGGCAUCUCCUGCCAAGCACUUGCCAGCAUUCCUGUAACAGAGCAGAACCAGCUUGUCACCACCAGAGCCCACUCCCAUCUGCAUUCAUGACUGACAGACCCUUAAUUACAAGUGGACAAGACUUGGUCAGUCUCAACCGAACCAACUCUACUGAUUGUGGAGAGGAGAUCCUACUCUAUGGAGACACUGAGAAGAUUGUCAUUGGGGUUGUCCUUUCCAUCAUCACCUUGUUCACCAUUGCCGGCAAUGGUUUGGUGAUCAUCUCCGUCUGUAUAGUGAAGAAAUUAAGACAGCCCUCUAACUACCUGGUGGUGUCCCUGGCAGCUGCUGACCUCUCGGUGGCCGUGGCUGUGAUGCCUUUUGUCAUAAUCACGGAUUUGGUUGGUGGAAAAUGGCUUUUCGGGAAGGUUUUCUGCAAUGUCUUUAUUGCCAUGGAUGUCAUGUGCUGCACAGCCUCCAUCAUGACUCUGUGUGUAAUCAGUGUGGACAGGUACCUCGGAAUUACACGACCUUUGACAUACCCAGCAAGACAAAAUGGAAAACUUAUGGCUAAGAUGGUGUUCAUCGUAUGGCUCCUCUCUGCCUCUAUAACCCUUCCGCCAUUAUUUGGAUGGGCCCAAAAUGUCACAGUGGAACAGAUGUGUCUGAUCAGCCAAGACUUUGGAUACACAGUCUACUCAACAGCUGUUGCCUUUUACAUCCCAAUGACCGUCAUGCUUAUAAUGUAUCAGAGGAUCUUCAUUGCGGCUAAAAUCAGUGCCGAAAAGCACAAAUUUGUAAACAUCCCUCGCCUGUAUGAACAAGAGGGAAUAUAUUGCUUGGAAGAGAAGAUUCCACCCAAGAAGAACUCUAAAAAGAACAAAGCAGUAGAAGAGUUUGCCACCUUGUCCAAGCUGAUACGACAAGAUCGUAAGAACAUCUCCAUCUUCAAACGAGAACAGAAAGCAGCCAGGACCCUUGGGAUAAUUGUGGGAGCCUUCACGUUUUGCUGGCUGCCAUUUUUCUUGCUCUCCACAGCUCGUCCUUUUAUCUGCGGUAUAAGAUGCAGCUGCAUGCCGCUCAGAUUGGAGAGGACACUCUUGUGGUUGGGUUAUACUAACUCCCUGAUUAACCCCCUGAUCUAUGCCUUCUUCAACAGGGACCUGAGGACUACUUUUUGGAACUUGCUGAGAUGCAAAUACACGAAUAUCAACAGAAGGUUAUCAGCAGCUAGUAUGCAUGAGGCGCUGAAAGUAACAGAGAGACACGAGGGAAUUUUGUAGGGUUCUAGAGGGUUCUACUUAUCGACUUUUAUCGACAUUUUACACAACGUGACUGUUUUGGUGUCAAGCCUCCAAAAGACAAGAAUGUCCAGUGCCUAUUACAUGGGACAGUGCUUUACGGUGAACAAUGUAUUCAAAUCUUGUUUUAUUCUUUCUCCAUUAUAUAAAUAUUUAAUAUUUAUUAGUUUCAUUUAAUAUUUACCACCAGGAUGUGAAAAAGUACCUUUGCCGUUGCUCACCAAGAAGAACCGCAUUCUGUGCUUGAAAGACAGCUCUUAUUAUGUACAGAAACGUUCGGAGAAAGCAAUUUAUACUUUAUGCAUCAGUGAAUUAGCUACUUCUAAUGCAGUGGCCAUUAAUGAAUGUAAAUGCUGUGUGUUUUAUCUUCGCUCUUAAUUAUUGUAGCUUACAGGAGGGCAGAUUCCACAAAGCAAUUCCAUUAAAAGGUAUUCAUUGGAGUCAUUCUGAUAAUUCUCUUUCCACCCCCCCCCUCAAUAUUUUGGAGAAUUGCUUUGUAAUACACAGGUAUAUGUAUCGAGUCAUUUCACAAAUGAAAUGACUAGACACAUAUACCUAUCUCCAAAAGUAUGGUGUCAAAAAUUAGAAACAGUGGUCAAAUAAGAUCGGUAUGGGUGGCAGUGAUGAACAAUUUUUCGAAUAGACUGAAAAAACUGCAUAUUAUAUG